Molecule: messenger RNA, 2304 nt
Organism: Dichotomopilus funicola
Lineage: Eukaryota; Fungi; Ascomycota; Sordariomycetes; Sordariales; Chaetomiaceae
Product: heterokaryon incompatibility protein-domain-containing protein
Exons: 1
Coding region: 1-2304 (767 amino acids)
Source: RefSeq, a predicted model, not a curated record
AUGCGCCGCUUUUUUCGCCGUCACCGUAAAGAAAACAAGGAGAACAAUGGCCAGUCCUCGCCGACUCGCAACCCUUCACCUCCAACAAGUUCAACAACAGCAGGACCAAAUGAAGCGCCGUUUGUCCCACAAGUAACACCUCCAGGUUGGCAUGUCUGCACUUAUGCUUGCGCCGGUCUCGCGGGCAUGCCGCCAGAUUAUCAUGAAUCGAUCAUUGCCGAGAUGGCCCAAAAGCUCGGGGCAGUUCCUGACAACAUCCGGAUCGACUCACUAUCCAUGGGCAACGCGCGCCUCGUACCCGGCCAAUCUCGCGAUAUCGUGUCUGAGACUCAUGAGCGGCGGGAUAUCGAAGGCAACACCGAACUCGCGCACAUCCCGCUUGACUUGCCCACCACGCACCGCUACCAACCACUUCCGACCGGCCAUGCGCGGUUCCUUCGCCUUGGUGGCUUGGGAGCACAUCCCUUGGCUUACCUGGAAUCGCAUCCUCUUAGCCAUCCGCCACCGUACAUUGCGGUAUCAUACUGCUGGGAUCCAACAAGUGCGAGGCGCGGGAUGUUCUUGGAUCGGCAAAGUUUCAGUAUUUCCGAGACGGUGCUGGAAGUGCUGAACCAGGUGCAGGCGUCGCAGAAUGCGACCGGAUCUAGGGAGUUGUUGUGGAUCGACCAAAUUUGCAUCAACCAAGCGGAUGGCGCGGAGAAACUGGACCAGAUGUACCGGAUGGGGGAGAUCUACUCCAAGGCAACCAAGGUGUUUAUCUGGCUAGGCCCGACGUCGAAUGGGAGUGAUGUUGCGCUGGAGAAGAUGCCGCAGAUGCUGCGGGAGGUGGUUGCGUUAAAUCAAGCUACAGAGACACGGGAGGAUGUGCCAGAAGAUGUCCCAGCGUUGAUCAACACGGAUCAUGGGCAAUUGUAUGGCCAUCUAUUCAUGAGGCCGUGGUUCAAGAGGUUAUGGACUGUCCAAGAGGCGCUCCUGGCGAGGGAGCUGGUAGUCAUGUGUGGCUAUCGGGAGGUGGACUUUGGCCUGCUGGUGGAACUGGCGUCUCAAAUUCUGACUUACGGUUCUUUGGAUCUGAUCCAACUCCCAGGGGCCUCGGAAGACGAGAUGACCAACGCGCUUAUCGGCGUAGUAAACCUCUCCGCACUCCGUUUAGGAGACGCCCCCCUUGAACAGAUCAUGCAGGGCCUCAGCAUGGGGGCAUUCCGGUCUCUUGUGGCUGAGGCCCGCACACGACAAGUCACCAUGGCACCGGACCGCGUCCACGCCAUCAUGGGUGUCGCCCCUCGACACAUCCGGGAGCGCAUGGCCAACCUCCAAGUUUCACAGCCCAGUCACAACAUGUGGCACCUCUACGCUCAAUUCGCCAAAACCAUGCUCGAAAACGACCCAGAGUGGUACUUCCUCUCGUCCGCCCCAUCUAAGGACCACCCCGAUGGGCUUCCCUCUUGGGUCCCCAACUUCAACUCCCCGGCCCCUUUCGCCUCCGAGCUAGCCACGCCAGGACGCUUCUCAGCCGGCAUCACCCCCGCCACGCGCCACCUUGUCCAGCGCACCAUCACCGAAGACGAGCUCACCGCACACGGCUGUCGCAUCGACACCAUCACGGAAAUCAUCCCCCAAACCGCCUUCACCGAAGCAACGCAAAACACAAAACACAACGACGUGUACGGGGAUGCCGCACGCGAGUGGGAACAGAACUGCAUGCGGCUGUGUCAAAAGAUCUUUGGUCUCGGCCCGGAACAGUUUCCCCGGCUGCACGUUAACAUCCUACUUGCGGCACCAAGAACAACAUCACUGCAGCAACAAUUCGCUCCCUCCGAACCCGCGCCCAUGCCCAUGCGCGGCCGCGCCCUGGAUGCAUACCACACUUUCUGGAUGGGCUGUCGACUCCGCGGCGAAGCACUCCGACAGAUCCAGUCCGGAGAUGCCCCGCUGCCGGAACGCUUCCAGGGCCUGCCUGACGGCGCGGAGCGGUUUGCGGACCAGGCGUUGCGCAUGUGGCGGAAGCAGUUGCCCUUGGAAGAGUAUGCUCUCUUGUUGGAAUUUACGUCUGGUAUGAAGAACAUGUGUUCGGGUCGGCCUUAUAUCGCGACAAGUACUGGAUUGUUGGGGCUUGGGUGUCCUGGGGUCAAGGAAGGGGAUGUGGUUUGUGUGUUUUAUGGGAGUACGGUGCCGUAUGUGUUGCGGCAGAGGCGGGAUGGGACGAUGGAGUUUGUGGGGGAUGCGUAUGUGUAUGGGGCGAUGAAUGGGGAAGCGCUUACAGGGGCAGAGAGGGGACCGGAUGAGAUCUUUCGGAUUCGGUAG